UGUUGUAAGGUUCCAGAAUUUGACGGCGCUGGACUCGGUACCGCAGCAGAUACGCACAGUACACAGUACGGACACGGCUCGGGAGAAUGACAUUUAAAAUCCGUGACUGAGGGCACGACGACGACGACGACGUCGACGAAGAAGAGGCGAAGUAAGAAGAAGGAAGAGCGAACGGGGUUAACAACACGUUGACAGUCUCAAACGGCCCGUCACAUGGGGCAUUGAGCCACCACCACCACGUUGUGCGAGGACACCGUUCGAGAAGCGCAGCGAUCAUGGAUCUCGACAACGAUCUGGACCAGCACUUGCUGCACCAGUUCAGCUGCCUGGGCACCACGGACAAAGACGACCUGGUGAAGCAGCUGCAGAAGCUGCUGGCCGACAGCCACCUCAAUGAGACCACCGCCGCGUUUUUCCUCGAUAUGAACAAUUGGAAUCUGCAAGCGGCGAUUUGUAGCUACAUUGAUUUCGGGAAUCCCUUCAAUACACCGUGCAUGACGUUGAUAUGCGACAGCACGAUCGGCGAGGGAGAGGCUGUGCCGCCCAACACAAACUUUCAGAAGUCGUGGCGCGUGCAGAACAGUGGCACCGAGGCGUGGCCCAGCGGGAUCCACCUGCAGCAUUCCAGCGGCGUGCAAAUGGGCUGCGCGCGGAUACCCGUUCCACCGCUGGCCCCCAAAGAGACCACGGAGUUGAGCGUGACGUUGAAAAGCCCGGCCGAAACCGGCGUUCAUCAGAGUAAAUGGAGAAUGAUGACGUCGAACGGCGUCUACUUCGGUGAUGUUAUCUGGGUGAUCAUAACGGUGAACGAAUGCGGCACAUUGGCGGUUACUCAACAGUUGCAUCAGUUAAGUACACAGUCCAAUGAUGUACAAAUGUGCUAGCCUUUGACGUACAAAAGUCUCCCCUAAGAAAGAUUUACGGAAUAUUGUAUAAGACGUCUCUCUCUCGGAUCGUUGUGAGAAUCGACAAUUGUUUCUAAAUUUUGUAUAGAUCGCUUUUUCACAACGGAGCUUUUUGCUGCUCCUGCACCUCGUAAAAAAAAGAGAAAUUGCUGUGUAGCAAAAAUAUACUAUUAAUAAAUGAUGCAAUAGACUUGGC
Molecule: messenger RNA, 1101 nt
Organism: Temnothorax curvispinosus
Lineage: Eukaryota; Metazoa; Arthropoda; Insecta; Hymenoptera; Formicidae
Exons: 3
Coding region: 276-884 (202 amino acids)
Biological process (GO): macroautophagy
Cellular component (GO): phagophore assembly site
Molecular function (GO): ubiquitin binding
Source: RefSeq, a predicted model, not a curated record